ACGCCGACAGCAUGCGCAAGAGGAACCAGGUGGUGUUCAGCAUGCUGGAGGCGGAGGCCGAGUACGUGCAGCAGCUGCACAUCCUGGUCAACAACUUCCUGCGGCCGCUGCGCAUGGCCGCCAGCUCCAAGAAGCCGCCCAUCACGCACGACGACGUCAGCAGCAUCUUCCUCAACAGUGAAACAAUCAUGUUUUUGCACCAAAUCUUUUACCAAGGCCUGAAAGCAAGAAUAUCCAGCUGGCCAACGCUUGUGCUGGCCGACCUGUUUGACAUCCUGCUGCCCAUGCUGAACAUCUACCAGGAGUUUGUGAGGAACCACCAGUACAGCCUGCAGAUCCUGGCGCACUGCAAGCAGAACCGCGACUUCGACAAGCUGCUGAAGCACUACGAGGCCAAGCCGGACUGCGAGGAGAGGACCCUGGAGACCUUCCUGACCUACCCCAUGUUCCAGAUCCCCAGGUACAUCCUGACGCUGCACGAGCUGCUGGCUCACACUCCCCAUGAGCACGUGGAGAGGAACAGCCUGGAUUACGCCAAGUCCAAGCUGGAGGAGCUGUCCAGGAUAAUGCACGAUGAAGUGAGUGAGACGGAAAAUAUUCGGAAAAAUCUGGCAAUAGAGAGGAUGAUUAUUGAAGGAUGUGAAAUUCUGCUGGAUACCAGCCAGACCUUUGUAAGACAAGGGUCGCUCAUCCAAGUGCCGAUGUCGGAGAAGGGGAAGAUUACGCGGGGGCGGCUGGGGUCUCUCUCGCUGAAGAAGGAGGGCGAGAGGCAGUGCUUCCUCUUCUCCAAGCACCUCAUCAUCUGCACCCGCGGAUCCGGAGGGAAGCUGCACUUAACCAAGGUGCGGGGGGGGAGCUGGGGUGCGGGGUCCCCCCGACGGGGCCAGGGCGAGCGGGGAGAAGCCGGUCUGUCUGUGUGCUCGGUCCCGCGCGCCGGGAGGGCUCCGCGGCCCCGGGAGCCUCUGCUCGGAGACAGCGUGGGCUGGAAGCCUCUCCUGGAGUCAAAGCAAUCCCCUUGUCCUGGUGGUUAG
Messenger RNA from Struthio camelus australis, 1031 nucleotides. Lineage: Eukaryota; Metazoa; Chordata; Aves; Struthioniformes; Struthionidae. The record is from RefSeq and is a predicted model, not a curated record.